This is a messenger RNA of Lampris incognitus (smalleye Pacific opah), 2949 nucleotides long. It is a transcript of the gene dpagt1, whose product is annotated as dolichyl-phosphate (UDP-N-acetylglucosamine) N-acetylglucosaminephosphotransferase 1 (GlcNAc-1-P transferase). Gene Ontology annotation, biological process: dolichol-linked oligosaccharide biosynthetic process; protein N-linked glycosylation. The record is from RefSeq and is a predicted model, not a curated record. Gene Ontology annotation, molecular function: UDP-N-acetylglucosamine-dolichyl-phosphate N-acetylglucosaminephosphotransferase activity. Bases 295 to 1575 code for a protein of 426 amino acids. Lineage: Eukaryota; Metazoa; Chordata; Actinopteri; Lampriformes; Lampridae. Gene Ontology annotation, cellular component: membrane. The transcript is spliced from 10 exons.
UCGUGUACGAAGUCCCACAAAAGGAGUUUAUCCAACUGUGCAGUUUAUAGAAUAGAAAUACGUGAAUCCUUUACUGCCGGGCAUCUGAUAUGGAUUAUGGUUGGGAGUCAAGGAUUGAUGUCUUGUACCGGAAUCGAAACAAUAUCCUGGACGUAUUUUGUUCCAAUGACGUUUUCAUACGCGUUUAACUUGGAGCACACCGCAGAAACGGGCGUAGCGAUCCACAACCGAGAGGGUUGCUAGGUUAGCAACAUCUUUACACACGUCGCUUCAGCUGCCGGACCCCCCGCCGCCAUGUCGCCUGUACCUGUCCUGCCGCUCAUGAUCAACACUUUCCUGUCCGCACUUGGCUGCAUGGCCACAGCGAAGCUCAUCCCCGCUUUCAAAGACCACUUCAUCUCGGCCAGGCUGUACGGAAUGGACCUGAAUAAAACGUCCAAAGAGGAAAUUCCAGAAUCCCAGGGUGUCAUCAGUGGGACCGUGUUCCUCAUCAUCCUCUUCUGCUUUAUCCCAGUGCCUUUCCUCAGCUGCUUUGUGGGAGACCAGUGUACGGGCUUCCCACACGAUGAGUUUGUCCAGUUGAUCGGUGCCCUGUUGGCCAUCUGCUGUAUGAUCUUCCUGGGCUUUGCUGAUGAUGUGCUGAACUUGCGUUGGAGACACAAGCUCCUACUUCCCACUAUGGCUUCCCUGCCACUACUCAUGGUUUAUUUCACCAAUUUUGGCAACACGGUCAUCGUGGUGCCCAAGCCCUUCAGAGCCCUACUGGGGCUGCACUUAGAUCUGGGUAUUCUCUAUUAUGUCUACAUGGGGAUGCUCGCGGUAUUCUGCACCAACGCUAUUAACAUCCUAGCUGGCAUCAAUGGUAUAGAGUCGGGGCAAGCCCUGUUCAUCUCCGCUUCAAUCAUCAUCUUCAACCUGUUGGAACUAAGUGGAGACUACCGGGAUGACCACGUUUUCUCCCUCUACUUCAUGAUACCAUUCUUCUUCACCACAUUAGCUCUUUUUUACCACAAUUGGUAUCCCUCAUCUGUCUUUGUGGGAGAUACUUUCUGCUACUUUGCCGGGAUGACCUUUGCCGUAGUGGGCAUCCUUGGACACUUCAGCAAAACAAUGCUGCUCUUCUUCAUUCCUCAGGUGGUCAACUUUGUAUAUUCCCUCCCUCAGCUCCUUCACAUAAUUCCCUGCCCCAGACACCGACUCCCCAGAUUGAAUCCAGACACAGGCAAACUGGGAAUGAGCUACUCUAAAUUCAAAAGGAAGGAUCUUUCUAAAUUAGGACACCUCAUUUUAGAGGUAAGAAAAUCAAAGAAGGUGAAUCAGUUCAUCUGGACACAACGUUUACUGAGACAAACGCUGGCAGAGUUACUGAAGCUACUCGAGGUACGAAGAGGACCGGGGGGAGAUGAUGAGUUUAUUGAAUGCAACAACAUGACCAUAAUAAAUCUGGUGCUGAAAGUGCUCGGCCCCACACAUGAGAGAAAUCUCACAGUCAUCAUGCUGCUCUUCCAGGUGAUGGGGAGCGUGUUGGCUUUUGGAAUCCGCUAUCAUCUGGUGCGCCUCUUCUAUGACGUCUAAGCGAUUAUGCCAAUGUUUGAAGAUCAGAGGGAAUGUUGCCCAGGAAUAUGAAGUUCUUGUCAUGGAGUUGUUUCACUUAUGAUUCUUGGUUUAUGAUUCUUUGGCCUUUUGAUAGAUCUCAUUACCUCACUUGUUACUUUUCUGCCUCAGACCAAUUUACAGUAAAGACUCAAUGGAAGGUGUAAAGUUGAAUUACAUUUAGGCGUAGCUCUUUCAGUUUUUAGGCGUGCACUCCUCACACAUUAGUUUCCGCCAUGGGUAUCUGCAGGAUUGUUUUCCUUCAGCUGUCAAAAUCAAUAUUUGGCACAGAGGCAAAAUUAGUUGUAAAAAAGGCAGGGCCUUGGACACACAAAAUAUUACUUUAGACAUCAUUGGAUUGUUUGGACAAGGUGCAAGUAUAUUUUUAUACAAGGUUUAAAGAGAGAAAGUAGUCAGUAGAAGUGAAUAGGGGUCCAUAGAACAGCCAAACUCAGUGCUCGAAUUCUUGCCUAUAUUUGUGCUUUAAAAUAGUGAAUGUUUGCAUGGUGACAUGUUGCUUGAACUAAACUCUUGCACAGUAAAAUAAUGGCAUAGUAAAAAUAACCCCAUGCAGGUUUUAUUUCACAAAAUAAGCCAUGCGAGAGCUGAGAAAUCUGUAUGUUUCUCGGCCUCUAGAUAUAGGUUUGGGCACUGAGAAGUAAUAUUGAGCAAAGCAGGGAAAUUGUGGAAGUCUUGCUCAAGCCAAUAAACAUCACUAAAAGAUGAGCUGAGGACAAAUGGAGGGAGUGUUGGAGCUGAUCAUGUGAGAUCAGCCGCCUGGGUCUUCUCUAGUUACUGAGAACAAUAAGAUCGUCUUUGGAUAGAGGUGAUGUAUUUUGUUUAUUUGUCUUAUUGGAUGCGUAAUUAUUUAAAUGAAAAUAUUCACACAUGACAAAUUAUUUUUGGUCGUAUAAAAAUUCAGUAAAUACCGAUUUUUUAUGUUAUCCAUGUCAUCAAUUGUAAGGGGUAGGGAAAAAAGUGUGUACUUGCUCCUACUCCAUUUCGAACAUGCAGCAAAUGUGUUGCACAGACACGUGUUCGCUGGGACUGGCGCGUGGAUUUGUUGAUCACUUCAGAUUGUUGGCAGUGUCUCACGUGUGUGUGUGUGUGUGUGUGUGUGUGUGUGUGUGUGUGUGUGUUAUAUCCUGCUUCUUUACAUGUUCGAAACAAAUCAUCCAAUGUGAAGUCAACUCGCUUUGACAAUGCAUUCUCCACGUGUUUAUAAAGAACGUUUACGAUUGUGUUUAUAAAUGGACGGCCAAAAUCGAGAAAUAAAAGAGCUCAAGAAUUAGUUAUUUGUGACACUAAUUUUUCCAUUGUCGAGGACUCAGGGGCGAUUCUAGGAUCAGAGCUUUA